GAGAGCGAGCGCACUCUCUCUCUAGCUCUUCUCUGUGCAAGCCCGCGGCCGCCUGCUGUUCUGGUCGAGAAAGACCCGUUCGCGCGGUGGCUCCUAGCAACACUCGACGAGACUACUGUUGUGACUCACACUUGGGGCUUCCGUUCGGCGCACCUCCUUCACUACGACGCAGACCAUUCACGAGUCUCGCUUUCUUGACUCACAGCUGCUGCUCUGCCCUGCCCUGCCCUGCCAACGGCAUUCUAUCUUGGCUUUUCCCCUGCCACUGUCUCUUUUGCCCCUCAGCGCGGCUUCACCCUUAGCUGCGACGCCCCCUGGUGCAUUUCGGUGAUCUACUAGUCCCUCUGCUCCUCUCCAACGCGACGACGAAUCUUCGAUCUCCUCAAGAGGACCCCUCUCGCCUGCGCACGUCUCGUGUAAAGCAUAAGCUGCAGAUCACAACCUCUCACAGGCAAGCCCAUCGUGUCGAGAUCCAUUGCAAUGUCGCUCCCCGCAGGUCACGGCCUGCCGCCGUACCUAGCGGCUGCGCACGGCUAUCCUGGCACGCCACAGCAUGGAGCAGCUUCCAUGCUUCAUCAUCACGGCACCCCACACUCUUCGUCUGGCUACGUGCACCACCCAGCUGCUCAGCCUCAGCCUCAUCACCACCACCACCACCAUCAAUCUCACGGCAUACAACACUCGCACGCUCACGAGUACGGCGGCAGUGGACACGUCGUCGGGAUGGCUCAUGGUCAGCACCCCGGUCAGAUGCAGCCGCAUCAGCGAAUCCCUUCGCAUUCUCAGAUGGCGCCUCCCUCAGCCAUCCCACCUUCCUACGCCGCUCCCAUGAACGCUGGCUAUGCAGCAUCGCUGGAAUCGCGAUCGUCACAUCAGGCACAGCAGUCUGUCCCUUACAAUGGCUACACCCCCAACGGCUCAUCCUCUGCCAUGCCGUCGCACUCGCAGUACGCUCACCAUUCUCCCUACACUUCACCCGUCAUAGCGAACGUCUCCAACGCGAUGCCCGCAUACGUCACCGAGGGACCGAUCCAGCAAAGUCCGCACACAUCCUUUGCCCAGAUGCGUUCGCAGAGCUUUGCGAGUGGAUCGGGGCAGCAGGGACCUGUGCUCGAACGAAGACCGUCGGAGCCCGUCACGAGGCGCAAGCGCAAGUCACCCGACAGCAGCAGUCCGACUGGCCUGGAGGAUGAGUUCAAAAUCGACGGGAAGAGCAUCGAUGCAGCUGGCGGCAAUGUGACAAUGUUUCAAUGUCGCGGCUUUGGGGAUUGCAAGAUGGUCUUCACGCGCAGCGAGCACUUGGCUCGCCAUGUCAGGAAACACACUGGCGAGCGACCGUUUCGCUGCCACUGCGGCAAAGCCUUUUCCCGAUUGGAUAAUUUGCGGCAGCACGCUCACACUGUGCAUGCCGACGAGGCGGAGCGCAACGAAACCAUGAUGGCCGAGCUGACAGGCUUGCACACCACGCUGGCAGCAUCUGCUGCGCAAGCUCAGCAUGCGCGGGCACAGGUGCUAGGUAAGGCAAACACACUCACUGGCGGACAGACAGCCAGCGCUACGAAUCGCCGCAAGUCCACUGGUGGACGUCUCAAACAAGAGCCAAGAAGCGACUCGCGCCGCGGGUCUUGGGUAGAAGCGCUCUCGCCAGAGAUGAAUGCUUACGUAUCACCUCAGCAAGCGGCGCACGUCGCAUCUCCCUACGCCCAACGUGGCGGCGCCUUUCCCACUGCGUCUCAUGUGGAAGGAUUUGGUGCCAACUCGCCCGUGUACCACUUUGGUUCGCGGGGCAGUCUGAGCGGACCUUCAGGGAACGCCGCUCAACCUUCAGAGCCAUUGUCGGCGCCUGCCCAUGCUGCGUCGCAUGGUUUCGCAUACACCUUCCCAGCGCCGAGCGAAGCCAAUACGCACGGGCACGGUGGCUACGAGCUGGACAACAGACAUCAUCUGGGCGGUGCUGCAAAUAGCGGCUAUCCUUACGGCGCCGAGAUCCAUCCUCCCUACCCUUCACGGGACCAUCUCGAGCCUGCACACAACAGCGCACCUGCCGAGUCCGCUGACUGGCGCUUCGACCCACAUCACGGCGCGCCCCACGAGUAUCAAGACGCACCACGCAGAGUCAGCCAGCAACCGUCGGGCUUCCAAAGCACACUUGCUGCACAUCUCCAAAUGAGGACGCCCACGCUGGCCAAGGGACGCGUCUCGCCGCCCUUGCCCGGCAGCUCGCAUGGUCGUCCAUUCUCUUCGCACGGCGCUCGGCCAGGCAGUGCGGGCGGGCCGCCAAGCGCCGUGUCCGACCGGCCCAUCUUGCCUCCCCUAUCCAGUCUGAGUCGGCCAGGCACUGGACACGGGGGACCCUCUCCUGGAGGCAUUCCACGCAGCUCGCACGGCACUGGCUCGGCUCUGCCGUUUGGUUCAAACCUUGGUGACUCGAGCACCUCAGACAGGCGCCCCGGUACCAGCUCUGCCAACGCAGGUGACUUUGGCACUUCUAGCAGCACCGUUCCCGCCGCUGUGCGCGGUGUUAGUCGCCCUACCUCACGGAGUGGCCUGCUCGACUUGACCUCGCUGCCGAGCCUAGUCUCGCCAAUCGAGCCCCGCCCGGCGACAGGCUCCAACAGCAGACUACCUUCGAGGGCGGGCAUUCCGAGCAGCUCGGCCAACGCAUCUUCUUCCGUCUUUCGCUUCCAGCCACCGCCGCUUCAGCGAGAUGGGCGAGGCGUGCCUGGUGGCAUCUUGGAAAGGCCUGGCAGCUCCUCUGGCCCGCAUGACGUCAAGAGUACUGGCUUGAGCCGAAGCAGACCAGGAAGCUCGAGCGGGCCACGCGGUGGAGUCUCCUUUGACAUUUUGCCACCUUUGAUCGAUCGGGACCGCGACAGGUUCAGAAGAAAAGCCGCUGGCAAAGGCGCUUCGCCCGGUCCAGACGCUAAGCGCUUACGGCCCUCGACGAGCGGCGAGCUGCAUCGUCCGCCACGCUUUGGCGAAUCUUCCUCUCGAGACGAGCCCAGCAUUGCCCCUCCGCCUGCCGAUAUGAUGCAGACUCGUCGCGUGAGCAUCGCAAAUCUCUGCGACGUCCCAUCUCGCUCCAGAUCCCCGCCAGACUUUGCCAACGGCAAGCGCUCGCACCGGGAAGAGUCGAACGAGCGAGAUCAGAGCGAGGAUGAGGAUGAGGACGCUAUGCGCACUCGACCUGGCACGACGAACAGCCUGUUCACAGUUGCUAGCACACCCGCCGCUGAUGAGGAUGAUGACGACAAGGACGGUGUGAAGAAGGAAGAAGCGGGUGAUGACGCUUGAGACGCCGCACGUGCUAAGCUGGACGAUUGCCCACGCUCUUGCAUUGCAAGCACCGAAAGACGCGAUGCGAUGCGAAUUUUUUGCUGCUCUCUUGCAUUUCCGUUCCCUCUCCGCUUUCAUCAGAACAGUACGCGCCGCGACCUUUCCCCCGUUCUGAUGCUGCGCCGAGUCUGCUUUGUCAGACUUGGUUUUUCUCUUUGUAUUAGAAUCAUUCCGCACAUGGCUCCACCAUAUUUGCUGUCAGAGCGCACCCCAUCCACUCAUUCAAAAAAAAAAAAUGUAUCUCGACGACCUCGACCCUGACGGCGCGCUUUUGUGCCAGAGCGGAUCGCUCUCGUCGUUAGCACAUGCGCUGAGCGUGGAG
Messenger RNA from Ceraceosorus guamensis, 3658 nucleotides. RefSeq lists its product as hypothetical. Bases 481 to 3294 code for a protein of 937 amino acids. The record is from RefSeq and is a predicted model, not a curated record. Gene Ontology annotation, biological process: regulation of transcription by RNA polymerase II. The transcript has 2 exons. NCBI's taxonomy places the organism in Eukaryota, Fungi, Basidiomycota, Exobasidiomycetes, Ceraceosorales, Ceraceosoraceae. Gene Ontology annotation, molecular function: DNA-binding transcription factor activity, RNA polymerase II-specific; RNA polymerase II cis-regulatory region sequence-specific DNA binding.